AUGAGAUCGGGCAUGAGCUUGGCUACUACGCAGAUCGAUUCGGCACAGCAGAGCGCUCCAGAAGCAGGGAUAGAGACAGCAGCAAGAGAGCAGCAGCAGCAAGAGGAGGAGGAGGAGGAAGGGAAAGCAGCCAAUCCUGCUCCGAGCGACGUGGCAGGGCUGCUCAAGGGUGUGGACAUGCAGAGGCUGCACUUCACGGAUCGAGGUAGGAAGACGCUUCACCAGAUCAUCGAGCUAGUCGACUCCUUCCCAUCGAAGACGUAA
Molecule: messenger RNA, 264 nt
Organism: Guillardia theta CCMP2712
Lineage: Eukaryota; Cryptophyceae; Pyrenomonadales; Geminigeraceae
Exons: 3
Coding region: 1-264 (87 amino acids)
Source: RefSeq, a predicted model, not a curated record